Molecule: messenger RNA, 588 nt
Organism: Penicillium bovifimosum
Lineage: Eukaryota; Fungi; Ascomycota; Eurotiomycetes; Eurotiales; Aspergillaceae
Product: polyadenylate-binding protein
Exons: 4
Coding region: 1-588 (195 amino acids)
Molecular function (GO): RNA binding
Source: RefSeq, a predicted model, not a curated record
AUGGCGGCUGAAGGCCAGGAGAUCCCAGAGGAGCUUAAGACGGAGCAGGCCGCCCCUGCUCCUGCUCAGUCAGAUGGCGCGGAUGAAGAGGAAGAGAUUGAAGCCAUGAAGCGUCGAGUGGCCGAGAUGGAAUCAGAGGCUGCUAAAUUGCGCGAGAUGCAGGCCGAGAUCGAUCAACAAACCGAGAGCCUUCAGGAGAACAAAGAAGAUAUUGAUGCACGUAGUAUCUUCGUCGGCAACGUCGAUUACGGUGCUUCGCCGGAGGAGAUCCAGGCUCACUUCCAGAGCUGUGGAUCUAUCAACCGGGUGACCAUCUUGCUGGACAAGUUCACUGGCCAACCCAAAGGUUAUGCCUAUGUGGAGUUUGCCGAGCCCAGCCUAGUUGCUCAGGCUCUGGUUCUGAACGAGAGUGUCUUCCGCGGUCGCAACCUGAAGGUCGUUCCCAAGCGCACUAACCUGCCUGGUAUGCACCGGGGCCGCGGCCGGGGUGGCUACCGCGGUCGUGGUCGUGGUGGCUUCCCUCCCCGUGGUAGCUAUCGCGGUGGUGCUGGUUACCGGGGCCGCGGACGUGGUUACUCGCCUUACUAG